Molecule: messenger RNA, 4314 nt
Organism: Cladocopium goreaui
Lineage: Eukaryota; Dinophyceae; Suessiales; Symbiodiniaceae
Source: the annotation of a GenBank genome assembly
AUGUACUGCCUGAAGCAUUGUGCUGAGCUAUGUCAGGCCAUCGUGCUCACCUUUGACAAACCAGCCAGGUUGAGUACAGAUGACAUUUGGGACCAUGUAAGUACUCUUUCCAAGGCAGCCAACUGCAGUGAAGUCUUUGGGGAAGAGAUGAUGGCAGCGCUGGGCACUCCAGAUAUUUGCACCUGGUCACAGGACCAUCGGAAUAUGCGUGUACCUCUGGGUUACAAUGCAACCUUGCUUUUGAAUGAGAACCUGGUCAUCAAUGGGACGCUCGUGCCAUUAGGCAACAUGGCAUGGCCUGGACCUCCGGAAACAAUGAGCCCUCUCUUUACUCAACAAGACUUCGACAUGUCCUCCGCAGAUUUGAGUGCCAAUGUCCGCAUCACGCGUUCCUGCAGCUGGCUGUGCUACACGAGUACGAACCUCACAGGUGAUGCAGGGCGUCCUUACAAAGCUCUGUGGAGCUUUGGACCUCAAACGCCGGAGCCAAUGAGACAGUCUUUGGCCGGGGUGUUGGCAAACGCCAGCCAACAAGACUUGUUGGAACUGGCCAUCAGUCCUGCUGAGUUUAAUGCUGCCGUUGAUGCGGUGGCGCAGCAGAUUGGUGAGCUCGACAUCGUGCGGCUGGAGAUCAUAGUGACCAUCACCAACUGGCUGGGUGAAAGCACUGCAGGAAAUGCAUCCACUUGGAUACAGCUCGACCAGGCGCCUCAAGUGGUGCCGGUGGGCUCUACAAGUGUUCAGAUCUUCAAUCGAGAAGAGGUCGAGUUCAACAUGCAAACCGAACUCAGGGAGAGCUUCGAAUGUUCCGACGCAAGCCGUUACAACCGCCGUAUCACUGUGGACUGGGAGUACUCCAGCUCCAACACGACUGGUUGGGUCAAGCUGUCUGAGGUGUACGGCUUGGAGGAUCGAGCAUUUUCGCCGUUUACCCUCAGCUUUGCCGCAUUCAGCUUUGAACCGGAGACGAGUCACUACUUCCGAGCUACUGCUUAUUUUCAAGGUUUGGACCCAAGUAUCGUGGAGAAUACCCAGGUCUUGCAGUUUGCCGUUCAUGUGAAGCAACGUGAAGCACCCAUUGCUUUAGUGUCCGGACCAUCAGAGACCUCAAUAAACUGCGGUUUCGUGGUGUCUGCGCAGGCCUCCCAAGAUCCUUCGUUGCCUUCCAGCGUGACACCGGACUUUCGGUACAGGUGGAGUUGCUUCAGCAGCCUGGGCGUGAGAGACAGGGUGUGCCAAUUCUUGGACUCUGCCAGCUCAGAUUUCAGCAUUCCCGGUGGCAUCCUACAGGAGGGGCUCUUUACAUUUACGGCCCGGGUUUGGAGAUCCUUUGAGACUGAAGCAGAUGCCUCGAAUGCCUCCAUUACAGUUUCCCUGUCCGCCUCAGCGCCACCACCUGUGGUCAUCACCACACCAUGGCUGAACGGCAGUGGGGUGUCCACGACCAUGGGUUGGAGCACUGGCCCUGUGGCAAAUAUCAUGGGCAGCUCCACGUGUGCCAUCCCAGCAGUUGGAAGUUUCAGGUGGGCCCUAGUGAGUUCCACAGGGACGAUUUUGUCAAUCAAUGUGCCUCAGGGUUCAUGGAACUCGUCCUAUGCAUCCUUGAGCUUGGCAAGUUCAACCUUUGAUGGCUCCACAUUGACCGUGGGAGAGCAAUAUGAGUAUGUGUUCAUAAUCGGCCUCCAAGAUGACACCAUCACGCUACUGGAUAACAACGUGCUGGGUUCGCUCACUAGCGCAGCAGCCGCAGGAGCUUUCCUGGUGCGUUCUUCCCCAUUCCUGGCUGAUGGUCCCCCUCGUGAUGGGCAAGUGCAGGCCGAUCCUGCAGAAGGCUUUGCGGUGGAGACGAAGUUCAAACUCAAUGCGCUUGAUUGGGUAGAUGAAUCUGUCCCAGAACUCCAGUAUGCCUUCUAUCAGUUCACAGAAUCUCAACUCAGCUUCACGACUCCCUUCGACAUCACGAUAGCGACCAAUACCAUCGUGUGGGACAACAGCACGGACUCCAACUACUGGGUCUCGUUGCAAGGAAUCCUUCUACAAGAUUGGUCAAAGAGUGCCACCUGCGAGACCAUCCUUCCAAUUGGCAACUUGAUCACGAUACUUCGCGUGCGCGAUCAAUUUGGCGCCAGCAGCGUUAGUGGCCUGCGGGGUCCCGUGGUCACUGCCCCGCUGGGUGGAGUAGAUCCAACCCUGGCGAGUGCUGCCCUGGGCAGUGCUGUGGCACUCAACGAGGCCAACAGCAUCCUGAACGCUGUAGCAGCUGUGAGUUCUGUAAGCGUAGCUGGCAGUGAUGCGGAGUCCAGGGCGGUGGUCGACGCCUCCAUGACAGCCUUAGAAGCCGCCGCAGAGUUGGCCCCGCCUGAUGCAUCGACGCUGCAGAAGGUUGGCGGGGUAGUGACGGCGGCUUUGUCCAGUGGGUCAGCAGGUACCCAAGACAAGUCCACCUUGAGCCGUGCUACAGAUGUCCUUGGCACUGUCUUGAACACGGCCACCGCGGCCACCGCUGUGGUGACUGAGGAUGCCGGAAAUGCGAUGCUUGGCUCCCUGCUGACCAUCACCACUGCCAACACUGACGGUGGAGGAGACCCUGAGCAGUCGGCUGCUGUGACGGCAAAAGCCUUGGAUUUGGUCUCCAAGUUGGGCCAGGUGAUGUUGAACUCCGUCCCGGCCAACGGCACCCUGACGCUCAGUUCCUUGGACGCGCAGGGCCGUGGCUCGGAGACGGAACUGGCGAAGAGCAGCACCACCGACGUGGACCAGAAUGGUCUGACUGCAUCAGGUGUCUCCAUCCCUGCCUCAGGGCGACGUCUUCAGAGCGCGCCAGCUUGCAGUGAGGUUGGACUUCAGUACACCCAGUGGAUUGCAAGCAAUCCAUACUCCUGGGCCAAUGAUACUCUUGGCAUCAACAGCAACAUUGCGAGCAAUGCCACUGUGUCCGUGCUAGAGCUCUCACGCUGCGGGGUGGUUGUCGGCUUCCCAACUUUUGUGGAAGUUGCAGUGGCAAUGCCUGGCGAUGCGGAAAGUCCAACUGACACACCAACCUGUGUCAUUUUCGACACAGGCAAAGGCGAGUGGGUCACGGACAAUAUCUCCUUGGUCAGUGCGAACAAAGAAACUUACAUCGCGCAAUGCUCUACCAUAAGCAGCGGCACCUAUGCUCUGUACUACAGGCACACCCCUUUGCAAGAAAAGGAGAAUUUCUCAACGAUCAUCGCGAUUGCCUUCACGGUUCCGCUGGUUUUGGUUGCAUCCAGUCUUGCUGGAGGUGCCAUCUACCUCAUGAGAAAGCGAGCUAUCGAGAAGCAGCACAGGAAGAAAAAGGUGUAUCCUGAGAAGGAAAAACCACCUCUUCAAGAGGUUGUGACUGAAGAGCCACCAGGAGGAGAUACAGAUGUGGAAGAACCAGGCCCAGACAAUACUGAAGGCGGGGAUACCAACUCGCCAUCCCGGCCAAUUAUUGCGUUUGAGGAAGGUCGAAACAGCGCUGCGCUGCAUGCUCUGCGGCGGCAUAGCUAUGGUGAAGUGGCACAUCCACCACUACCGCCAUCGAGGCCGAAUUCAAGUCAUUCGCAACCACAUUUGGAUUUCCCGCAAGGCUUGUUGGACCCAUCUCAAGGCUACAAUCCGAUUCAGGGAUGGCCUUCGCCCCAGGGCCCUUCUCCUUCGGGCAUUUUCUCCUCAUCUCCGGUCCAUGUGUCGCCUGUGCGCGUCAUCCACCGGAGCAGGAGCCAAAGUCGGGAGCAGUCUGUCGAGAGACCAGCGGAAAUCCUCCUGCCGGGAAGCAUUCCAGGAGAGAUACCUGUACCUGUACACACACAAUCAAGGCGAUCCAGGUCCCGGGAACCCAGCACCAGCGUUCGCGUGGUGCGCCGCAACGACAACAUGGACACCGUCGGCGCAGCUCAGACGUUGCUGCGCGCCACAGCGCAGGCUGCAGCCGAUGCCGUGCUGCAGCCGCCCUCCAUGUCCUCCACAGCAGCACCUUCAGAGGUGUCGACUGCGACGGUGAGACGUGUUGUAGGCACUCGGGUGGAUCCCAAGACUCCUACGAUCCAAGCCGUGGCAAGGGUGUCUGCGUCCCCGGCACCGCGUACCAGCAGCCAUAGCAACAGCCCAGUUCGCGUGUCCGCGCGGCGCGCGGUCAGCGAGACGCCAUCCAAGGUGGAGGCGGCGUCGCCCAGCCCAGAGCGGCACCGCACCAGCAACGUUGCUGCAUCCUCCACGUCCGAGACCACAGCAGCUUCAACUGCCAGUGUCCGGGUGGUGGCUCGCAAGAUUCGACGUCCUGACAAUACAGAACGUGAAUGUGGCUAG